GGUUGGACUAUAAAGGGCAGGCUUUGGCAGAGGGGACAUCUUGCUCCAGCACGCAGUUGAUUAAACAUCAGUUUAUUUCUGUCCGUUCAUGAUGCAUUUGUAUGGAGCUCUGAUCCUGUUUGUGACCCUGUCUGCAGCAUGUGGACUGAGUUGCUACUCAUGUAUUGGCCAAACCUGCAACGACCAGAUCACUUGUCCCGCCGGCUUUGACCGUUGUUCCACCCUCUUAGUGAACGAUAUCAUGACCAAGUCCUGCAUGAACAACAAGUUAUGUGUCGACCCCAUACAGUGCUGUACCAGCAACUUGUGUAACAGCGCCAUGCCCACUGGUUCCAGUGUCCUCCUGCUGUUGGCAUCCUCGGCCAUCAUCACACUCUUUCUGUGAGCCACUGGAGCAGCUACAGCUUAACAACAUUCGUCUUCAUUCAUACCCAAAUGUGUACAACUCAAGAAGAGUAAACAAAGUCUCAAUAUGUAAAAGCUGACUGCAAUAAAAACCCAAUAUAUGUUCGGCCA
Molecule: messenger RNA, 516 nt
Organism: Cyclopterus lumpus (lumpfish)
Lineage: Eukaryota; Metazoa; Chordata; Actinopteri; Perciformes; Cyclopteridae
Product: lymphocyte antigen 6G-like
Exons: 3
Coding region: 89-385 (98 amino acids)
Source: RefSeq, a predicted model, not a curated record